Messenger RNA from Hippoglossus stenolepis (Pacific halibut), 1702 nucleotides. It is a transcript of the gene gpr157, whose product is annotated as G protein-coupled receptor 157. Gene Ontology annotation, cellular component: plasma membrane. The coding region runs from base 262 to 1227 and encodes 321 amino acids. Gene Ontology annotation, biological process: adenylate cyclase-activating G protein-coupled receptor signaling pathway; cell surface receptor signaling pathway. NCBI's taxonomy places the organism in Eukaryota, Metazoa, Chordata, Actinopteri, Pleuronectiformes, Pleuronectidae. The transcript has 4 exons. The record is from RefSeq and is a predicted model, not a curated record. Gene Ontology annotation, molecular function: cAMP binding; G protein-coupled receptor activity.
CGGGGAGGCAGGGCUUAAAGCCUGGAGGAAAGAUUUGUUUGGCUGCCUGAAAAACUAUUAAAUAACUUUGUUGAGUCACUUGGCUCGAGUGGACCCCGAGUUUAAAAAGUGUCCCGGCCUGGAAGGAGACCAGUGGCGCGCUGGUGUUCAUCCAAAACGCGCACGGUGAUGGAUUAGUGCGCACCGGGACUGUUCCCAAACGCUGUUCCUCAGCAGAUGUCCCUGAGGUGACAGCAGCUCGUAACCUCAGCACAACAAACCAUGGCGAGCGGGAACGAGACAGUUGUUUACUUCUCCGAGCAGGUGGUCGUGCUGUGCUCGUGCGCGCUCUCCUUCCUGGGCUCGUCCCUGAUCAUCCUCACCUACGUCCUGUGGGCAGAUUUACGCACCACUCCCCGGAGGCUGCUGGUCUUCCUCUCCGUGGCGGACUGGCUCUCCGCCGUCUCCUACGCCUUCGGAGUGUGGAGCGUUUUCCGCAGCGACUCGCCGGAAUGCGUCGUGCAAGGAGCCGUGUCCACCUUCGCCAACACCAGCUCCUUCUUCUGGACCGUGGCCAUCGCCGUCUACCUGUACGUGUUCAUCGUCCGGUCCAGUCAGAGGGUCGCGGACAGCCUGGUGCUCAUCUUCCACCUGGUCAGCUGGGGCGUUCCUCUGAUCAUCACCGUUGCAGCCGUGAGCCUGAAUAAGAUCGGCUAUGACGCGUCCGAGGUGUCGGUGGGCUGGUGCUGGGUCAGUAUCCACGCCCCGGACCGGGUCCUGUGGAUGCUGCUGACGGGAAAGAUCUGGGAGUUCCUGGCCUACCUCACCCUCCCUGUCCUCUACAUCCUGAUCAAGAGGCACAUCCACAUUGCGCACACUGCCCUGUCAGAGUACCGUCCCAUAUUGGCCACCAGGCCUCCAUCCCACUCCUUCUCCUCCAUGGCUGACACGAAGCUGACGCUCAUCCCUGUUAUCUUCAUCGUGCUGAGGAUCUGGAGCACCGUGCGCUUCAUACUGCUGCUGGCGGACUCUCCAGCCAGGCAGAGCCCAGUGCUGGUCACUCUUCAUGGAAUUGGCAACACGUCGCAGGGAGCAGCCAACUGCAUCAUGUUUGUGUUGUUUACUCGACCAAUCCGCACACGCCUGUGCUCUGCGCUCUGCUGCUGCUCCUCCAGGUGUCGAGCGUGGUCGAAGCGCUCAGAGGACCCCUCUCACACGCUGCUGCCAGACCAGGAGGCCUCCACAUAGAGAGAGGAGGUUGACACCAGCAAAGCCGGGAGUCAAAGAUGAUACUUGAUGAUCCUGUGGAGUAGAGGACGGACACAGGUUGAUAUAAAGGAAGUGAUGGGUGGCCUCGUCCUCGCUUCACACUGAAACUCAUUAAAAACAGGAGCCUGCAGAGCGGGUGGGGGAUUCUGCAGGUGCACGCACACGUGUGUCACAUGGCUGCACUUUGGGUGAUUAGGCUGAGGCUGAUGUGAUGACUCUGCACCAGCACCAGCAUUUUUGUGUUCAUCAUCCAGAUUCUUUUUGUGCUGUAGCUUCACAGACGUACUGUACAUCAAAGUUUUUCUUUGUUUAUUUUGUUCUUUUUGCAUAUUUGGAAAAAUGCACACAUGACUGAGGAUUCAGCUAUUGUGUUUAUGGAGGAAAUUACAUUUUAGAGACAAUGAAAGAAAAUAAACCAAAGCAUUAUCAGUUAAUGUGAUUGACAUACUGUAAA